GCCUCCUGUCAAAAUAGUGACGUUCACGCGUAGUCUCGUCUUGAAUCAAAAAUCCCGUGCACAUGAGUAUUUAAAUUACAAAAUCGCAUAUGCGUGAUCUUACAUACAUCUCUUCGUAUAUUUGAAGAAAUAAAUUUCUGCGUGACACGCUGGGGUUUCCCAGCAAUUGUGUAGCUCUUCCUCCUAGCGAUUGGAUAUAAAAGGCCAUCGCCCUUGAGACGCUUUUUAAUACUCGCUCGUGCAACGUACGUAUAAGUAUCUAACUGGAUUCAUAUGAGAAACUAGUUCUCGCUGUUAAGCUCGAGUGCAUACGAGCUCCUCUUGUCAUGAAACUUCUAUUUGUUGCUCUUCUGAGCGUCGUCCUGGCGUUCGCCAGCGGAGAUCCUGAGGUGACCGCACCAACUGGGCGAAUUCGCGGUUCCAUCCUGACCUCCAGACUCGGCAAAAAAAUUUAUUCCUUCCGAGGUGUGAGAUAUGCCGAGCCACCAACCGGAGAGCGACGUUUCCAGGUUGCGAUUCCAGCGGCAGACUGGAAUGAUGUCUUUGAUGCAUCCUCGGAAGGACCCGCUUGUCCAGCAAUAGGAGUACAGUAUAUAAUGGAGGAUUGUCUUCGUGUGAAUGUCUACACGACUAAAUUACCUUCGGCGAACGAGCCCGUAAAGAGGCCCGUGUUGGUAUUCUUCCAUCCUGGUGCUUUCUAUCUAUUCUCAGGACAAAGUUACUUCUUUGGGCCUGAAUACUUGCUGGACAAAGAUAUCGUUCUUGUCACCGUUAAUAAUCGUCAAGCGAGUCUAGGUUUUCUAAGCACUGGCGACUCGAAGGCACCAGGCAAUUUGGGUUUGAAGGACCAAGUCCUGGCGCUUCGAUGGGUCAAGAGGAACAUAGCCGCCUUCGGUGGCGAUCCUGACUGCGUUACGAUAUCCGGGUAUAGUAUUGGUGGAUUCAGCGUGCUGUUGCACAUGGUUUCCCCGAUGUCCAAGGGAUUGUUCCAUCGCGCAAUCAUGAUGAGUGGCGCGACGGCAUUGGAACCGUACCCGACCCACCAAUUAAAUUUGGCUAAAAAACAAGCUGAGCUUCUGAAUUGUCCGACCAACACCACAGACGCCAUGCUGGCCUGCUUGACUUCUAAACCAGUGGAGAACUUUACAGACACUAUAACCAAGUUCUUUGAAUGGAACGGUAAUCCGAUAUUGAUAUGGAUGCCCGUAGUAGAACCUGAAGUUCAAGGUGUGGAAAGGUUCUUGCCCGAACAGCCCUUUGAUCUUAUUAGAAAAGGAAAGUUCCACAAGGUUCCACUAAUGGCAGGAGUCACCAAGGACGAGUUCGGAGGCAUAGUCGUCGCCAUUGAAGAGCAGCGCAGACGCGGAGACAAUUCGAUCAUAAAUGACUUAAACAAUGAUUGGUACAGACUCACACCCAUGAGUUUCUAUUACGAACGGGAUACACCUCGUUCCAGAAACAUAAGCACCGAAUUAUAUCAAUUUUACUUUGGUAACCAAUCGAUCGGUCCGGACACUUAUGACGGUCUCGCACAUAUGAGAGCCGAUGGUCUAAUUAUAUUUCCAUUGCAUCGCGCUGUAAAGGUAUUCGCAGAGAAUACUGAUCAACCAAUCUAUUUUUACGUAUCUGCUUAUCAAGGACGAUACAGUUUUGUUAUGUGGAACGAAACCGCGCCAUACGGAGUGUUGCACCAUGACGAUUUGCAAUACCUAUUCUUUAUAAAGGCCAAAUUUCCCUUUUUCGAGAAGGAUGCUCCGGAAAUACCAACGGUGGAACUUAUGACAAGUAUGUGGUCGAACUUUGCUAAAACUGGACAGCCAGUACCGCCGACUUUGGCGAACAACGUCACGUGGGAUCCAUACUCGUUAACAACCGACAACUACUUAGAAAUUUCUGAGACACCAACAAUGAAGACGAGACUUUUUGCUGAUAGAAUGCAAAAAUGGGAUAGCCUAUUUCCUUUGAAUCCGAUAUCGUUAUCUUUUUGGUUGCAUGAUAUUAACAAAUUAAAAAUAACUAAUUUCGGACGUCAAAAUGACGAGGAAAUCAACUCUCGUGUUAAGCUCGAGUGCAUACGAGCUCUCGUCAUGAAACGUCUAUUCCUUGCUCUUCUGAGCGUCGUCCUGGCGUUCGCCAGCGAUCCUGAGGUGAUCGCACCAACCGGACGAAUUCGCGGUUCCAUCCUGACUUCCAGACUCGGCAAGAAAAUCUAUUCCUUCCGAGGUGUGAGAUAUGCCGAGCCACCGACGGGACAACGACGUUUUCAGGUUGCUGUUCCAGCGGCAGACUGGAAUGAUGUCUUUGAUGCAUCCUCAGAGGGACCCGCUUGUCCAGCAAUAGGAGUACAGAAUAUAAUGGAGGAUUGCCUUCGUGUGAAUGUCUACACGACUAAAUUACCUUCGGCGAAUGAUUCCGUAAAGAGGCCCGUGUUGGUGUUCUUCCAUCCUGGUGCUUUCUAUCUAUUUUCAGGACAAAGUUACUUCUUUGGGCCUGAAUACUUGCUGGACAAAGAUAUCGUUCUUGUCACCGUUAAUUAUCGUCUCGCGACUCUAGGUUUUCUAAGCACUGGCGACUCGAAGGCACCAGGCAAUUUAGGUUUGAAGGACCAAGUCCUGGCGCUUCGAUGGGUCAAGAGGAACAUAGCCGCCUUCGGCGGCGAUCCUGACAGCGUUACGAUAUCCGGGUACAGCGUCGGUGGAUAUAGCGUGCUGCUGCACAUGGUUUCGCCGAUGUCCAAGGGAUUGUUCCAUCGCGCAAUCAUGAUGAGCGGUUCGACGACGUUAGAACCAUACCCGACCGAGCAAUUGCACGUGGCGAAGCAGCAAGCCGAGCUACUGAACUGUCCGACCAAUACCACGGACGCGAUGCUGAAUUGCUUAACUUCUAAACCAGUGGAGAACUUUACAGACACUAUCCCCAAGUUCUUUGAAUGGUACGGUAGUCCGAUAUUGAUAUGGUUGCCCGUAGUGGAGCCUGAAGUUCAAGGUGUGGAGAGGUUCUUGCCCGAACAGCCCCUUGAUCUUAUUAGAAAAGGGAAGUUCCACAAGGUUCCGUUAAUAACAGGAGUCACCAAGGACGAGUUCGGCGGCAUGAUCGUCGCUAUUGAAGAGCAGCGUAAACGCGGAAACAACUCGAUCAUAAACGACUUAAACAAUGAUUGGUACAGACUCGCACCUAUGACUAUCUAUUAUGAACGAGAUACACCUCGUUCCAGAUACAUAAGCACCGAAUUAUAUCAAUUUUACUUUGGUAAUCAAUCGAUCGGUCCGGACACCUAUGACGGUCUCGCACAAAUGGGAGCUGAUGGUCUACUUACAUUUCCAUUGCAUCGCGCUGUAAAAAUAUUCGCAGAGAACACUGAUCAACCAAUCUAUUUUUACGUAUCUGCUUAUCAAGGACGAUACAGUUUUGUUAUGUGGAACGAAACCGCGCCAUACGGAGUGUUGCACCAUGACGAUUUGCAAUAUCUAUUCUUUAUAAAGGCCAAAUUUCCCUUCUUCGAUAACGACGCGCCAGAAAUACCUAUGGUGGAACUCAUGACAAGUAUGUGGUCGAACUUUGCUAAAACUGGACAGCCGGUACCGCCGACUUUGGCGAACAACGUCACGUGGGACCCAUACUCGUUAACAAUCGACAAUUACUUAGAAAUUUCCGAGAAGCCGACAAUGAAAACGAGAUUUUAUACCGAUAGAAUGCAAAAAUGGGAUAGCCUAUUUCCUCUGAAUCCGAUAUCCUAAUCGGUUUAAUAUCUAAAUCCGAUACCGUAAACUAUAAUAAAUAUGUUGAUCACGCUAGGAUUAAGCAAAAGAUGUAUAUAUGCAUCGAACCAAUUACUCAAAUAAAU
This is a messenger RNA of Camponotus floridanus (Florida carpenter ant), 3844 nucleotides long. RefSeq lists its product as uncharacterized. The coding region runs from base 327 to 3737 and encodes 1136 amino acids. NCBI's taxonomy places the organism in Eukaryota, Metazoa, Arthropoda, Insecta, Hymenoptera, Formicidae. The transcript has 17 exons. The record is from RefSeq and is a predicted model, not a curated record.